This is a messenger RNA of Aspergillus nidulans FGSC A4, 2957 nucleotides long. Its product is annotated as protein breB. NCBI's taxonomy places the organism in Eukaryota, Fungi, Ascomycota, Eurotiomycetes, Eurotiales, Aspergillaceae. The record is from RefSeq and is a predicted model, not a curated record. Bases 614 to 2830 code for a protein of 738 amino acids. The transcript has a single exon.
AGCCACUGCCCCGCGCGAGCCGACGAGUCCGUCCUCACGGCCAUCCCAGCCAUAUCGCAACCGCCACAGCCAGAUGUCAAUAUCAGCAAUGCCGGAUGGAAAGUAUCGCCUUGUUCUGUUCCGCUACACUGAUGCAAGAACUCCAUGAGGUUUAGGUGACGAAUUGCCCUCUGUUAUUGCUUGCACAUAACAUCAAUCACGAUUGCGUCCAUCUUCGGCUCAUCAACCCUCUACAUGAUUUGUCUUUACUCCAGAGCGUAUACUUUCUAACAUACAAUCAGCCAAUAUAUAAACCACUUGUCCAGAUUAGUGGCAGCCCAGGAAUGCCCGACGCCUUGUGGUUCACUUUGACAAAUAUUCUGGCUCUGCAACAAGCUUAUCACCUUCUUCAUUCUCUACAUCCUUACCAAAUGAGUCAGACUCGUUCUCUUUGAUGGGAGUUUUCCAGGGAUUGGAGCUUGGGACUAUCAGCCGGAGCUGAAUGGACGUUCUUAUUGCGCGGGAUAAAUACUUUCGCUGAGCUGCCGCCCCGCUGACUCACAAUAACACAGGGUCUCCGUAGUCUAAUCAACAUCGCAGCCAUUAGGUCUUCGGUCCCUCUGUCGCGGCAACGAUGAGUGGGAGCAGCUCUCCGGACUACAAGGCGCUAUUUCUCAAGGCUGAAGACGAAAGGAAGCAGGCAGAAGAACGCCAGAGGCAGGCAGAAGAACGCCAGAGGCAGGCAGAAGAACGCCAAAGGCAGGCAGAGGAAAGAGAGCGGCAGGAGAGGGAGCGCAACCGACCAACAACUUUUGAAGAGUUCAUCAGACAUUGUCAUAAUCUCCUUUGGCGGCCGCUACAAGCUGAAGCGCCUUCUCGCUCCACAACGGGCAAGAUCCCCCCUCCUACCGGAAAAUACUGCCCUAUACGACUGCUUCCGUGGACCGACUGUGAGGCUAGACAACAGGAAAUUUACGAAUCUGUUUGCCGCCACCUUCAAUCGACAGAAGAGGACGCAAAACAAUUAUUCACGCCGCUUGUUGCAUUAGAAGACCAUGGCCGACGAUUCGCGCGUCGACCAAUUAGCAGCGAACAGGAUCUCGAGACUUAUGAGCGACUAGCCGUUGAAGACCAUGUGCAUGAUAUCAUCGCUGAGUUAUGCAAAAUACCCAAUGCUCGAGAGGAGUUCCAGUUAGGCAGCGGAGUAUGGUUCGAUAAUCACGCUAAUGCUCUGGAUGAAGAUGUCGGAAUAGAUGCUAGCCAAACAUCAACCGCAAGACCCUCUAGACAUGACCAAUUUUGUAUCCAUCGAGUUGACAGUAAUACAAGUACCUUGCUCACUACAGUGGAGUACAAACCACCACAUAAGCUCUCUGUGGAGAGCCUGCGUGAGGGACUCCGACCGAUGGAUUUCUGGCAAGAAGUCGUCGAACCUGAUACUAUUCCUACAGAAGAGCCGAAGAAAUCAAUGUAUAACGUCGCGCGGCUGGUCGGAUCAGCAAUUGUCCAAGAAUUUCACGUGAUGAUACAAGAAGGUCUCGAGUAUUCAUAUUUGACAAACGGCCUCAUGGACGUGCAGCUAUGGGUGCCCUACGACGACCCAUGCACUCUCUAUUACGACCUGGGGGACCCCAGUAUGUACGGAACAAUGAGUGUCGGAAGACUUGGGACUCCUAGGACUCGGAUUGAGAGGACUCUAUGCCUGUGUUUGAUGAGUUUCCGUUCCUCUUGCCGUAAUCAAGCCUGGCGGAAUGAUGCGCGGGGUCAGCUGCCAACCUGGCACACUAGUUUUGAUAGCGAGCGCUCCCAGAUCUCAGCGGCAGGAUUGCCACAGUACCCGAGUGUGGAGCAUACUAGCUCCGAUCAUACUAGUCCUGAGCAGACUACCUCUGAGUACCUACCUUCAUCGUCUCCAGCAGGAUCUCCCGUCACCAAAGGCCGUCAAGUGACCACACAAGCGGCCUCUCGCUGCGCGUCAUCUUCCGACCAGCAUUACCUAGAGGACUCUUCGGAUUCUGAGGUAGAGCCUGCCGCAUCUGAUGGACGGAAGCGGACAUUUAGCCAGGUUACAUCGUCCUCUCCAACCCAACAGUCUAGGCCCCGGACAGAUCCUCAAGUGAACCAAAGCGGGCAAUCUCGUCAACAUGUUGCUCAAUAUUGCACGCAAAAGUGCCUUCUAGGGCUACUGCAGGGCAGCACGCUUGACCCUGACUGUCCAAACAUGGAGCUGCACACACUCGGCAGAAGUGACAAUCGUCACCUGAUCAGCGCAGAAGACCUAGUAGAGAAGCUUAAGGCGCAGCUAGAUCAAGAUCUGGAUCAUAACUGCACUCCAAUAGGGCCUUGUGGGUCUUAUGGUGCACCAUUCAAGAUUACUUGUGCCACAUUUGGAUAUACUAUUGUCGGGAAAGGGACAACUUCGAGACUCUGGAAGGAGGUGUCAAGCGAGGUAGAUGUUUACCGUGUGCUCCAGCCUGCCCAAGGAUCAGCAGUUCCAGUCUUUCUUGGAGCUAUUGAUUUGGCCCAAAUCUACUUCCUUCAUGGCGCGGGAGAAAUCUGUCAUAUGCUCCUUAUGGGCUGGGGUGGCGAGGGCAUGGGCAAUAUAAAACUUGACAAGACCAUCCAGCGUGCAAUUUCUCGCUCGGUAAAGGAAAUACGCUCUCUAGGUAUUUUCCACCAGGACCUUCGUUCGGAAAACAUCUUGUGGAAUGCUGAACUAAAACGAGCCUUAAUCAUUGACUUUCAUCGAUGCACAUUGGACCCUCAGCUGAUGCACAAGCGGCCAGGCUCUCUCAAACGAACACGGCUUGGACAUGAAGAACGUGAAUCGAGAAGAUUGCGUGUGGUGUGAGUAGAGGCCACUGUAGACGGGACUGGAGAUGCAGAAAGUCAACAGGCGCUAAGGAUGGCCUACGCAAGGACGAGCAAACGACAGUUGCUGUGCCGCAGUUGAAACUGCAACUCAUGUUAUAUUAUUC